Messenger RNA from Culex pipiens pallens (northern house mosquito), 588 nucleotides. RefSeq lists its product as uncharacterized. NCBI's taxonomy places the organism in Eukaryota, Metazoa, Arthropoda, Insecta, Diptera, Culicidae. The record is from RefSeq and is a predicted model, not a curated record. Gene Ontology annotation, cellular component: extracellular matrix. The coding region runs from base 1 to 588 and encodes 195 amino acids. The transcript has 2 exons.
AUGAAGUACCUUCUAGCAGUGGUGAUCCUCAUCACCGUCAACUGUGUUGUCUCGUUUCGCCGGUCGGACUCCCAGGUCAGCGAAUAUCGGUACAAAACUGUGCACAUCCUGCCCGAAAAGAAGCUGGUUGAUGAGAACUUCGAGGACAAACUGGAAGUUUUAAGCAAAAUACUUAAGAAGCAGCAGCAAAGCCGAAAAACUGACGUUUCGGUCAAGGCUGAGGUUCCGCCCAAGUCGGAGGAGAAGCUCAAGGUAGAUUCGUACGAGGAACCCAAGAAGGAUGAAAAGGUCGCCAUUCCACGGUAUGAGUUUAGCUAUGGAGUUAAGGAUCCCCAGACCGGGGAUCGGAAGGAGCAGUGGGAAAAGCGAGUUGGGGGUCAAGUGAAGGGCCAGUACAAGUUUGCGGAAUCGGACGGUACGCAGCGAGUGGUGGAGUACGAGGCCGAUGAUGAUAAGGGUUUUGAGGCGAAGGUGAAGAAUGUGGAGCAGGGCAAGUUCAGCGAAGAGGAAGAGGAAAAGGUGGCUACGAAGUUUGACGGUGGGGAAAAAGUGGCUGAGAGUUAUAGCUAUUUGAAAAAGUAUUACUAG